This is a messenger RNA of Owenia fusiformis, 194 nucleotides long. NCBI's taxonomy places the organism in Eukaryota, Metazoa, Annelida, Polychaeta, Sabellida, Oweniidae. The record is from the annotation of a GenBank genome assembly.
UGCUGUAAUGGCAUUGUGGUCCCCGGUAGAAACAAUCAUAUAUGCUGCGGGAAUAGGGCGUGGGACGGCACGCUGUAUGGAUGUUGUGGCAAUGAACCAUUUUACAAGCCACGGUGGAGUUGCUGUAAUGGAAAGAAGGUCAAAGGUGGAGGCAAUGAUGCAAGGUGCUGUGGGCUGAAGACGUAUAACAGAAA